UUGUUUUGGUGUAGUUGUAGUUGGUAAUUUCUUUCCGUGAAUCACACCAUAUGAAGAAUAAAUUACUAUUAAUUGUGUUUUUACUAAAUUUCGAAUAAAAUUUGUUAUUUCAAUAUACGUAGCAUUAUAAAAAUGGUUCGUGUUAUAUCUCAAGAGACCUAUGAUGAAGUGGUUCAAGAGAAUAUACAAGAAUUUGACAUGAGCCCGGAGGAAGCUAUCCAAGAUGCUAUGAACCAGUUUAAAGCUCAGGGCGUUGAUUUGUCAAAUAUAAUAAAAGACUUAGUUUUAACAUCCGGCGAUGAUCAUGAGAUCUCCAAAUCAAUUAAAAAACUGCAAAAACUCAAAGAUGAUGGUGACGACAGAAAAAUAUUAAAAGAAUUAGAAAUUUUAAAGGCAGAGUGCAACAAAGAUAUAGCUCGUAGGGUUAAAGCAGGCAAAGAAGGUGCCUAUACUUUAUUGCUAGAAUUACUGCAAGCUAGACAUAAGAUGACCCUGGUAACAGCAAAUGAAAAAGAUGCAACAUUUAUUCUAAACAUCUUGAAUACUUUAAUAGCCUUAAUGGAUGUGCAGCCUGAUUUGUUAGAUCAGAAAGGUGCUGAUGUUAUUAAAAGCAUUCUGGAUAAUACAGAAGAUGACAACCUAUUGAUAGCCACAUUGAAAUGGAUAAACACAUGUUGUAUAAAGCAUGAAAUGAACCGUCAAAGGCUGUUUGCAAAAAAUAUUGCAAGCAACUUGAAGUCUUUGCUGCAAGUUGAGAAUAAUGUUAAGUUACUAUCGGAGGUGUUAUCAGUAAUCCGAAAAUUCCCCCUGGACGAUGAUAUUAGAGUGGAAUUUGGUAAAGCACAUGACCAUGCCAGGGAACUUGGUUUCCAGCUGCUAGAGCCAUUAACUAACUUAUUAAAAGAACACACGAAACCGCCCUUAGUAUCAGAACUAAUGUCGACAAUAGCGUGUCUCCUAGUCCGCCACGAGCUGUGUGCUACGGUAGCAGAGGGUGGAGCAGAUGUAUUGUUCUCAGUGCUAGCUGACAACUCGGAGAAUGCAGCAGUCGUGCAGCAAGCGAGCAAGCUGAUAACAGCUUUAGCCGGUAACGACGACGUGAAGAGGCAGUUGGUCAAAAGUGGAAUAGUGCCUAUCAUAGUGCUGCUACUCACUAGACAUUCGAGCAAUGCGUCAACAACAGCAUCAACCCUAAAAUGCAUCGCGGCACUAACCCUGCGCGAGCCGCCGCACAGCCGCAUGUUCUACGACUGCGGGGCGCCUGAGGCAAUCGUCGACUGCCUCAAGAGGCACCCAGAGAACGAAGCAGUACAGAAAAACGGGUGCUGGGCGAUCCGCAACAUGGUAGCUCGGUGUCGCGACAUGAACCCCAAGUUCAAGGAGUUGGGCGUGGAACCUAUCCUGUAUGCCGCUUACGAGAGGUUCCUCAAGGACUUCGGUUUCGACGUCAAGUCGGCGCUGAGAGAUCUCGAGUGCGAUGUCAAGUUUGACGAGCAAUGGACUGGCAAGGGCGUAGAGUUGCAGCAGUGAAGUCUUACACAUUUAUAUAAUGGGAACCAACCUAAAUUGGGUACUGUGAAAAAUGAAAAUAUUUGUUUAGAAAAAUGUCAACAUAAAUUUUCCCAGUCAUAGGACUGGGAAAGUAUUCACAAAUUUUUGUUAUUGCAAUCUUUGCUUUUAACUAAAUACAGUAAAUGUUAGUAGAAUAACCUUUACAUUGGUAAUAUUAAUAUAAAGAGUAAGCACGAAGUUAGGCAAUAAAAGACUGCUCGAAGAUUAAUUUAUGCUUUAUAACUGCACGGCUACACUGUGUAACAAUACAAAUAUCCCAUUAAAAACAUAUAUGUGAAAUGAGAACUAAGUUCAAUAUUAAUUAUUAAUGCGUCGUUGUUGUCUUUGCCUACAAAUACGGAUGCCAAGUUCUGUCUCGAAAAUCCUGAAAUUUUAGUUACAAGAACAUGCAAAAUUCUAAAAUGAAUUGAUUGUUUCUUGAUACUACCACAAUGUUUGCUACUUAAUAGGAAUAAAUAUGUAUAUAUUUUCUCCAAUACGCUUGGAAAUGUUCACCAUAUUGUAGCAAAAAUUGUACAGGAAGUUCUUCAUUAUGGUCAAACUCAAAUUAAGAAAAUUCAAACCAUUGUUGUCAUGUUUUAGCGGACGGGAAGUUAUUACUGUAUUGUUAUUUUCCUUUUAAAAAACAUGUGUUCACUAAGAAAAACGCAAACCGCCAAUUAAUAUAGCCGUGAGCCGCAUCUACACGACCCGGUCAGCAUCAUUUUAAGCUAUAGGAUAGAGUGAGAUGGUAAGAUAAACGACCUUACAAGUCUCGUUCUUACAAGACUAUCGUGUAUGAUCGUGCGAAUACUGCUUAAUAAAAUGAAACACUAUAUAUUUUUUAUAUUUUUUAAGGAUCUCACGUGUGGCUUGUAUUGCAAAAAUAUAUUGAAUGAAAUGGUACUGAAUGGCAGAAUAAGUUGAUUAAAGAUGUGCCUUUAACUUUUUUUUAAUAACUAAAGAGAGAGGAAAUUGUUUUUGACGUUUUUGAUGUAAACGUUCGAUUUGAUUUGUGCGAUUUGUGAACUUGGCUCUCAUUUCCCAUUUAUGUUUUUGAUGGGGUAUCAUUACUUUUUGUGCAGAAAUUAUUACGUUAGUGUUAAUCAUUGACACAUUUUUUUUUACUCUAUUUUCUACGGUUACAUAUAGUUUUCUUUUUUGAAUUAUUUUCAUGUACCUUCGAAAUAUAAGAAUGAAUUUGCCCAUUCAUUCUGCUAUUAUUAUUCGGCCAAGUCGGAGCGAUAUAACGUGCGUAGGCGGUUGUAUUCUACUAUAUAGAUUUCUUGUGCCUUAAUUUGAUUUGGAUUUAGAUCGAUAAGAUGUACUCCAUCUAAGGUUUGAACUCUAAGAGAGUGCAGCAUAAACCUGCCCUUUGCAAAAUAUUGAGAAGCCUAUAUCAAGAAGAGCGCUGUCAAGACUAAGGUCUUGUGAUUUGUAAAAGCAUAGGUAUGCUAAGCAAACAGGGAAAACAUAUGCAAAGUAAUAUCUCCUUACUGAUUAUUGUCAUGAAUAAAUCACUCACUUCUUUUUCACUUCGACUUCACUGUAACUUUACCUUAACAUCACUUUAAGUUCGUUACUAUGGAUAUAUAAUUCAUCUGUAUUUUCAUUCUUUGUUAUGACUCUUAUCUAAUAAUUAUCAAUACAUGAUAAUUGAUUGAUUGAUAAUAAUUGAUUGAUUGAUGAUAAUUGAUUUUAUGUAUGAUGAAAUAAAAUGAAAAUGAAAUGAUUUUUUUUCCAUCGUAUUAUCAAUAAUUUUCAGUUUCCGCAAUUUUUCAUCUUUAGGUAUACACACCUCUUCCUCCUCCCGUUGCACGGUGGGCUGACCUUAGGCCAGAACUCAAAAAAACGCAUGUGGUAUUUUUUGGUUUCCAAUGCCUGAAUAUUAAUAGCUAAUAAGUGUACUUUUAUCAGGUAUAAAUAGAUCCCGCAUAAAUAAUUACUUUCAUUCUCUAACAAUUCCGAGAAUUUUGCCACGGCUCAUGGGAGCCUGGCGUCCGCUUGACAACUAAUUUUUACGAAAGCGACUGCCAUCUGACCUUCCUACCCAUAGGGUAAACUAGGCCUUAUUGGGAUUAGUUCGGUUUCCUCACGAUGUUUUCCUUCGCUGAAAAGCGACUGGUAAAUAUCAAACGAUAUUUCGUACAUAAAUAAUAAUAAUAAUUUAUUAUUAUUGGUCGUUGGGUAUUGAGGACGAGGGUAUUAUACAGUCGGUGAAGGAGCGCUUUUUCAGUCGGCUUACAAAAGUCCUUAACAGUCUUUUGUCAGGAGGCAACAAAGUGCGCGCCUUCAACACCUGGGUAAUGCCCCUACUCACAUACUCCUUUGGCAUACUAAGGUGGACUCAGACCGAGCUGGACGCCUGGAUCGGAGGGUCCGACUACUGCUCACUACACACCGUAUGCUACACCCACGUUCGUCAGUUAUGAGAUUGUUCAUCCCACGGAAGUGUGGAAGUCGAGGCUUCCUAAACGCCAAAGAUCUCCACAACCGCAAGAUGUGCUAUCUCAGGAAUUAUUUCCUUAAGAACGAGUGUGGGAUGCAUCGUGAUGUGGUGGCAGUAGACAGGAACCACACGCCGCUCUCCUUGGCAAACGAGAACUGGCGCAGACCUGUGGUACUAAGUGCAUGCGGACCGCAAGGCGGCGUUGGGAGAGUAAGGUGCUACACGGGCGGUUAUACAAGGCCCACACCGGACUUGACGUAGACCUGCUCGCGUCGGUGAACUGGUUACGAUUCGGGGACCUCUUCGGAGAAACCGAGGGUUUUGCCUGUGCAAUUGCGGACGAAGUUAUAAUGACGAACAACUAUCGGAAAUAUAUCCUGAAGGACGGUACAAUCGACAUUUGUCGGGCAUGCCGCCGUCCCGGAGAGUCACUCAGGCAUAUCAUUUCCGGUUGUUCUCAUCUUGCUAACGGCGAGUACUUGCACAGACAUAAUCUCGUAGCCAGUAUUAUUCACCAGCAACUUGCUCUUCUAUACGGCCUUGUGGACCGCGAAGUACCGUACUACAAGUACUCACCUGCACCAGUUCUCGAAUAUGGUCGUGCCACGCUCUAUUGGGAUCGAUUGGGGCCGCACGGUGGGUUGAAAAUCGGCCUUCAUACACAGAUAAAAAAGAUAUCUUAAUUCAAAACGCAGAACUCUCUUGCGCACGGUUGCUUAAAUUAAUAAUAAAUUGCUUGGUCCAAUAAAUAUGUCUUGAGUUAAAAACAACAUAUUUUUUUAAAGGAGAAUAAAAAAUAUUUAAUAAUAUCUUUACCCAUUUUUAAAGCGAAUGGUAGUGAUUUAAGAUAUUAAUUAUUCGCCGCAAGAAAAAAAAACGUCUUAGCAAGAGAUAUAGCACGCUCUUAAAAAACGGUUUUAUCUUGAGUAACUCUUCCUCAAACCAAAAAUAUUACCAAAUUCCAAGGAAGAAGCACCAAAAUUUUCCUUUGAGACUUUUAAGUUUUUAGGCAAGAGCGAUAAAUUCUUGGUUUGAUGUUUUCAACCUACAGUCAAGAGCCAAAGCUAUUUCAAAUAAGAAGCACCAAAAUGUUGCUUUGAGACUUAAGUUUUUACGCAAGAGCGAUUAAUUCUUGGUUUGAUGUUGUCAAUAUACAGUCAAGAGCCAAAGCUAUUUGAAAGAAAAAGCACCAAAACUUUGGUUUGAGACUUUUACAUAAAAUAGUAUCAAUAAAUUUGAUGAAGAGGACAAAAGCGCGGUAAGAGCGUAUGACUUGCAAUCCGGAGGUCGCGGGUUCAAACCCCAACUCAUACCAAUGAGUUUUUCGGAACUUAUUUACGAACAUUUGAUAUUCACCAGUCGCUUUUCGGUGAAGGAAAACAUCGUGAGGUAACCGGGCUAAUCCCAAUUAAGGCCUCUAGUUUAACCCUCUGGGUUGAAAGGUCAGAAGGUCAGAAGUCGCUUUCGCAAAAACUAGUGCCUACGCCAAUUCUCGGGAUUAGUUUCCAAGCGGAUCCCAGGCUCCCAUGAGCCGUGGCAAAAUGCCGGGACAACGCGAGGAAGAAGAAGAUGAAGAGGAUUAUUGAAAACUACAAAGAUUUCAACGAAUGACGAAAAUCAUGUUGGUUUAAGAAAAUUUAUUCUUUAUUCAAGACAAACUAAACUUGGCGCUAAGAGAUUUCAGCUCUAGACAUAAAUAAUAUCAUAUUUCACAUUGAGUAACGUACUCUUGAACCAAUGCUUUUUCUUGUUUUUAUGGAGAAAUAUAAUUCUCAAUUCAAUUAUGAGUAUCUAACCCCAAGAAACAAAGUUUCUUGGCACAAGUUCUUUAAGUAUUGCACUAAGACAGUUAGGUUCAAUUUAAAAAAUACAAUACUUAAAACAAAACGUAAACGCUCUUGGUGAGAAUAAUGAGCUUUUUUAAAAAAAACUUUUUAUAGCUCGAAUAGAGAGAGACACGAAUUUUGAAUAGUUUACAGGAACAAGUAGAAGACAUGCAGUUAAGUUUAAUUUAUAAAUGGGGAUUUGACGGUGCUUCCAGUCAACGCCGGUACAAGCAGAAAAUUGGUGGCAGUGAACAAGAUGACUCAAGCAUUUUUAUGACGACUUUAGUGCCACUAAAGCUUAUCUCUGGCGACAAAACAAUAUGGACAAAUCCAAAACCAUGUUCUGCUUCAUAUUGUCGUCCAAAGCAAUUUACAUUUACUAAAGAGAACAAAAACUUCGUUCUAGCUCAAAAGAAAAAAAUGGACGAUGAAAUCAAAGACCUUUUUUAUUAAAUAAGUGCAUACGGUAGAAAAGUUCGCGUUAUGUCAAAAUAUCCUUAAUAAUUGGUACUUAAAUCAUCUGCAAGGAUAUUACUCAUAUUACGGUAUACCUUUAAUUUUUGAAAAAAAAAACCGUUUUAUUCGUACGCUCCAUACAUUUGAUUAGAACAAAAAUUCACUACGCGUAGGUUUUUGGUUCGAUCAAACUCAAAUUUAUUUUUUGUAGUCAAUGUAACGAGUAUAACCGUAUUACAAUAAAAAAAUAAUAAUAAAAAAAGUGCAACCCGUAGGAAAAUUCUAAUUAUAUGGAAAAAUCAAGAAUAAUUGGUUUUAAACUCGUCCGUCAGGAUAGUCAUAGUCAUAGUAUAUUUAUUCAUGAACAAUACAGAAUUGUGCUUGAAUAUACAUGAAGUGAAAAACAACAACAAAGAACUUAUCAAAUGUACCUACAAGUAAACAAAUAAAUAUCAGUAUAAAAAUACGGCAACAUUUAAAUACUAAAUAAUAACAAGAGAAACAAUACUUAAGACUUAAACAACAUUAAACACUUCAUCUACCGUAUGAAAACAUCUUCUCAACAAAAACUGUUUCAAGUUGUGUUUGAAGAUAUUAUACUUUGAAAUUGUUUUAAGCUCUUCAGGUAAUUUGUUAAAUAAUUUAACAGCCUGGUGUCUUGUACAGUGCUCCUCUACUUUGGAUAAUGGACGGAAGUUAACUUUUAUAUUUUUGGUGCGCGACACUUUGCGCAUCUCCUGUUCUUCAUCAGUUUCAAAUCUAGAGCUAUGUUUAACGAGAUCCGUGAGUAAUAUAAGCACAUAUAAACUAGGCACCGUAAGGAUACCAAGUUUUUGAAAAUAUUGCCUGCAAGAUGUCCUUUGUGGGAAACGAAACAUGAUUCUAAUAGCUCUUUUUUGAAAAAUAAGAGCUCUAUUGAUGUUAUACUGGAAGCUGUUUCCCCAUAGCAUAAUACUGUAUCUCAAUUUAGCCUCUGUCAAUGGUCUAUGUCAAUUUCAUCUCUGAGGGUUCUCAGGGCAUAGCAUGCUGAACUAACUGCGUUCUCAAUAGCAUCCAGCUCCUGUAUCCAAUUUAACUUAGAAUCGAGACAUAUACCGAGAAAUUUUACACUAUCAACUAUUGCUACGGAGGUUCCAUUUAAAGCGAUUUGAAGCUUGUCAGUUUUUUUAGAGUUUUGAUUAAAUAGCAUUAUUUAAGUCUUAUCGGUAUUUAGGCAUAGAUUAUUAAGAGUAAACUAUUCGUAAAAUGAAGAUAAUGCAAGAUUUACUAAUUCAUUGAGCUCUAUUAUGUGAUCAGCAUGAAUCACUGCAUUCGUAUCAUCAGCAUACAUUAUUAAGUUGCAAUUUGGUACUACAUUUGAGAUAAAUUUGACAAGAUCAUUUGUAAACAUAAUGAAAAAUACAGGACCUAAGAUGGACCCCUGCGGCACACCUCGUCUUAUUUUCACUGGUGCAGACUUAAAGGAUUUUACGCAACCAUUUUUUAUAUCUUUUAUUUCUACGUACUGGAUACGGUUUUCAAGAUAAUUACGUAAGAGUCCGUAAGCUUCUGUCAGGAUAUUACGGUUAACUUUUUGUUUUCGGAGAAAAUUCGGUUUUUCUGAUACGCGCCAUAAAAAGAUUUUGAAAAAAAAUUAUAACUAAUUAUUUUUCCAACCAAAUUAGCUAAGAUUAAUUUUGGGAUAUAAUAAAACCCAACAAAAGCUAUUCCAAUAAAAAAAGUUCAAAUUUAAGACUUCGGUUUCUAUUUAUAUGAAGGCCGAUUUUCAGCCCACCGUGGGUCGUGCUCGUCGACAUCACCAUCCCCCAUGAUGAGAAUCUCGUGAAAGCCGAGAAGGACAAGUCCAGUAAGUACCUAGACUUGGGUCACGAGAUAACCGCCAUGUGGGAUGUUGAUUCGACGAUCAUUGUCCCGAUAGUCGUUUCAGCGAACGGUCUCAUAGCGAAGAGUCUCGACCAACACCUUGAGAGACUUCUCGCUAGGUGGUUGGAUCAAGGGUCAGAUGCAGAAGGCGGUGAUCUUGGACACGGCGCGGAUAGUCCGGCGGUUCCUCAGGUUCCUCUCUCUGCGGCCCGGACCACCGGCAGCUUGGGCCUUGCCCCGCUGCUGGCGGCACCCUAGGUUAGAUUUUUUAUAUCUUUUGUAUUGUUUUGUGUUUUUAUAUUUUACUUUUAUAUACAUAUUGUAAAAAACCUAACGUAAGAAAAAAAAUUAAAUAAAGGGAAUAAUGAUAAUAAUAAUUUAGCCUAUACACGUCCCACUGCUGGGCACAGGCCUCCUCUCAUGUGCGAGAGGGCUCGGGCUAUAGUCCCCACGCUAGCCCAAUGCGGAUUGGGGACGUCACAUACACCUUUGAAUUUCUUCGCGAAGAUGUAUGCAGGUUUCCUCACGAUGUUUCGUACAUAAGUUCCGAAAAACUCAUUGGUACGUACCGGGGUUUGAACCUGCGACCUCCGGAUUGCAAGUCGCACACUCUUACCGCUAGGCCACCAGCGCUUCUUUAUACACACCUAGGGUUGCCAUCCGUCCGGGUUUUGUACUAGUUUAGAGGGCAUCCGGGGAGCGUCCGGGAGGGGGCUUCAUUUGUAGUCUGGGUUUAAAAAUUUAAGUCUUAGGCCGCCCGCGACACGCGCACAAUCUGUUUAAAAAAAACCUGUUGACAUAUCCGGGUUCUGGACUCUAAAAUCCGGGGUUUUCACGCGUCUUGUCCUGGUUUCCAAAUUUUAGAGAUGGCAACCCUAUACACACCUAAUAUACCUAAUCUUGAUGCCAAAUAUAAAGUUUAUAUGUCAACUGUCAUCGGGAAGUGGGUUAGGUUUGUUAAUCUAAUUAUUAUCAAUGCCUAUAUUAAUGUUUCCAUCGAAUUAUCAAUCAAUUUUCAGAUUAUAAUUUUUUCUUCUAUAUACACCUAAUAGUCGAAGUUAGAUGCCAAAUAUCAAGUUUCUAGGUCCUCUGGAAGUGGGUUAGGUUUUUGACUAAUAAGUCUUAUUUAAUCGAAUAAUAAUCGGUAUAUGAUUUUUUCCAUCCAAUCAAUCAAUUUUCAGUUUUGAGAUUUUUUUCUUCUACAUACACCUUAUAGCCUACCAGAUACCAAAUAUCAAGUUUCUCAUCUGGAAGCGGGUUAGGUUUUUGAUCUAUAAGUCAGCCAGUCACAAAAAUGCCAGUUAUUAAACGUUAAUUUUUCAUUUAUCUAUAACCGUUUGACCUACGUUGAUGAAAUUUUACAUUUUAGAUAAGAUAAGGGGCUUGAGUAAAUGUGCCAAAUUUCAUAUGUGCAGGGUAAAUGGGUUUCAUUCAAGUUAUGAAGGUGUCAAAAGUAGAGAUGCAACGGAUAGUGGCUUGACCGAAUACCGAAUAUCCGGCGGAGCCAUCGGCCGACCGGCCAUAUUCGGCUAGAAGUUCGCGCGUGCGUGCGCUGUGUAAGUUGCAACUUGUUUCUCACUGUAGUCUUUGAUAGAAAUUGCGGUUAUUUUGCACGCACUGUGUAUUGAAUUGCAAACAUUGCGUGCGGUGCGUUCGUUUUUGUCAUGUGUGUAAAAUAGUACAUUACGAUACAAGUGCGAAAAAUAGGAAAUGCGAAACGAGUGGCGAUAAAUUAAAACACGACCGAAGGGAGUGUUUUAAAUCGACACGAGUUGCGAAUUACCUAUUCGCACAUGUAUCGUACAACGUUUUACAGUACAUAUGGCCCUUUAAAUGUUCGACACAGUAACAUAAUAUGCUACUUCUCGCACUAGUGCUAUAAAGUAGCCCCAUAUGUACUGUAAAGGUAUAUUUUGUAUUAUUUUUCUCAUGUUUUUGUACUAUAUCUAUCUAUGAAUAUAAAGGUAGUCUGAAACAUUAUACUGAUCUUAAUAAUUGA
Molecule: messenger RNA, 10144 nt
Organism: Cydia pomonella (codling moth)
Lineage: Eukaryota; Metazoa; Arthropoda; Insecta; Lepidoptera; Tortricidae
Product: armadillo repeat-containing protein 6 homolog
Exons: 9
Coding region: 133-1530 (465 amino acids)
Biological process (GO): hematopoietic progenitor cell differentiation
Molecular function (GO): protein binding
Source: RefSeq, a predicted model, not a curated record